GCAAGGCGGCAUAAUACGAUGAGCUCUCUGCACGUUCACUGUAAGUUACAGGCGGCAGGGAGAAACUACGUAUGCUACACUCGACAGCACGAGCAACUGAUUUGGUUUUUAGUACUAACAGAUGGGAUUGACGUUUGGAGAACAGAAGUGAAUGAAGAAUAUGUGGAAAGACACAGAGGCGAAGUUCACUGUGCAGACAUCAGUGCUCUAAUACAAGAAAUCAGACAAGCUAUUGUAACAUGUCAACUGGUUGUGGAUCGUCAGGCUGAUCGCCUGUCUCUUAGUAUCGGUCACUGGCCUCUUCACUUUGAUUUGUUUGAAGUGUCAUCAAGUGAAAGAAAGACCGAGCUGCAACAUUUUAUAUUUUGGUUGGCAGAUUUAUCUACAGAUUUGAAAGCUAGACUGCAAGUUGCCAAUUCAAAGAUUGAAGAAUUAUCACAAAAACAAAAGAUGUCAGAAACUGCUGCUGCAGCUGCAUUGUAUGAGCCAGAAGCAAAGAAAAGGUCAAAGCAACCGAAACUUAAGCGUCAAGUUGGCACAAGUCUCAUCAAUCCCAGCAGCAAGAAGAAGAAAUCAGCUGGUGGUGUUGUGUUUGAUUGAUUGUCAGAAUAAGAUGGCUAAGUUAUUCGAGGCUUUCAAGUUAAUUGGUUAACGCUCUGAGUUUUCUACUUUCUACAGCUGUGUAAGUGUGCUGUUGCUAUAUGUUGUAUCAUACUGUUCAGUGUAUGUGUUUUGGCACUUAAUUAAAUGUAUGAACAUAAUGCACAUUGCAUUUUUAAAUGUCAUAGCUGGGUUGCUUCUUGUAUUGUACAUUAGUAUGUCAUAGAUACAUGAAUCCUAUCACAACA
Messenger RNA from Corticium candelabrum, 848 nucleotides. RefSeq names its product protein PAXX-like. Gene Ontology annotation, molecular function: molecular adaptor activity. The coding region runs from base 19 to 600 and encodes 193 amino acids. Gene Ontology annotation, cellular component: nucleus; nonhomologous end joining complex; site of double-strand break. Lineage: Eukaryota; Metazoa; Porifera; Homoscleromorpha; Homosclerophorida; Plakinidae. The record is from RefSeq and is a predicted model, not a curated record. Gene Ontology annotation, biological process: double-strand break repair via nonhomologous end joining. The transcript has 8 exons.